This is a messenger RNA of Nerophis ophidion (straightnose pipefish), 10175 nucleotides long. Its product is annotated as palmitoyltransferase ZDHHC5-B-like. Gene Ontology annotation, biological process: protein palmitoylation. The record is from RefSeq and is a predicted model, not a curated record. Bases 1211 to 3355 code for a protein of 714 amino acids. The transcript has 12 exons. NCBI's taxonomy places the organism in Eukaryota, Metazoa, Chordata, Actinopteri, Syngnathiformes, Syngnathidae. Gene Ontology annotation, molecular function: palmitoyltransferase activity.
ACCAUUUCCGGGAUUCCGAGGUGGGCCUAGACGAGCUAGGCGGCGUGCUGGCGGCUAUUAAAGUGAGGCCGGCACUGCUCACCCCGACACUCCACGACCACCAAGCGGGGAAGAAUAUUUCAGGGGCAUCCUACAAUCUGACAUCACAAGCUGUGGACAAAUACAAAUCGGGAGGGACAAAAAAAAGUACCAUGCAUCAGACUCCUGCAGAUGUCUGUGUUUAAAAGCCAAACAAUGGGAGAGGAGGUCUACGUGCAAAGAAUCUGGAGGUGGGAGAGGUUUCUCCACCCGGGCUUGGCCGAGCGCAGUGACACCGCAGUGACGUGCACAUGGCGUCUUUUUGGAAUGAGUUGACUUUUUAUUUCAUUUUUUGUUGCCACAUUAACACAGACUGAAAGAAAGGAUCUAAUAUGGACUUGGCUGGAGUUUUAUAAGUCUACAUCUGAGGUUCUGCCUUAUUUUUUUAAAACUUUCAAAGACACCAUCAUACUUUUCUUUGAUUUGAAGAAAGAAACAAGAGGAGGCAAUCAUUGUUGAGUUGUACACGGCUGCUUCAAAAAGUGUGGAAGCGUCCCGCUUGCAGCCAUCAACCAAUCCUCACUUUCUUCCACCCACCCAGUGCCUAACUAAGCCCCUUCGGGACAAUCACAGCUGCUGUGCUCAAUCCCCUGCCUGCUUCUUCUGCUCUAUGCCGCCAGUCUUUCAUUUCCCCGCUCCCUUACAUUGAGAUCGAUUUAUUUUUAAUUCUGCAAAGCAGAUAAUCAGAACUCAAGCACAGCGAUUGGAAGUCAUUUGAGUUGUGUUUUGCAGACUUUGCUGAAGUUUGUGCACCGAAUAACAAACAAUACCAUUGAAGCCAUGCAAAAAUAUCUAUGAAUUUCCUACACUUAUUUUUGUAUCAUAUUGCUGCCCCUGCUUUUUUACGCUUAAAUUAUAAUUCAGCACAGAACAUUUUAUAUUUAUGCAAGUCAAAGUGUAUUGUUAUGUGAGAUAAAAAAAAAAUCUAUUUGAGUAAGUAUUGUAGUGCUGGGAAAUCGUUAGUAAGUGUUUCCAUUCAUAUGCUGCUUAGCCUAGUGCUUAUUUUUGAAAUUAUAGCAAUGGCCUCUCCCAAAAAGACCCAGUUUUUGUCAUUUUGACCCCCGAGAACAGCUUUUAAAAUAGGUAGACAGUAGACACCUGGCUUGGUCUUUCUCCCUUUAUUCCGUCUCUGAUGCCGUGCACCAAAACCGGAGGUGUUGGGGGAGGAGCGGGCGGCCAAGUUUCUGCUCCUCCCCGCCCUUUCCGACCCAGCCGCUAUGUCCCGGUGUCUGCGGCCACCAUCUUCCUGGUCGGAUCCACCUCCUUGUUCUUCUGCUUCACAUGCCCGUGGUUGUCUGAGUAUUUGUCCUCCAUCAUUCCCAUCUACGUGGCCGUGAUCUUCCUCUUCACCCUGGCCAACUUCUGCAUGGCCACCUUUAUGGAUCCUGGAAUCUUCCCUCGAGCGGAGGAGGACGAGGACAAAGAGGAUGAUUUCCGCGCUCCUCUCUACAAGACGGUGGAGAUCAAAGGCAUCCAGGUGCGCAUGAAGUGGUGCUCCACCUGUCGCUUCUACAGACCCCCGCGCUGCUCACACUGCUCGGUCUGCGACAACUGUGUGGAGGACUUCGACCACCACUGUCCCUGGGUGAACAACUGCAUCGGUCGACGCAACUACCGCUACUUCUUCCUCUUCCUGCUGUCCCUCACCACCCACAUUGUCAACGUGUUUGGCUUCGGGCUCGUUUACGCGCUGCACCAUCACCAGCAACUCGACACGCCACACGCUAUUGUGACUAUGGUUGUGAUGUGCGUUGCUGGCAUGUUUUUUGUCCCAGUCGCUGGCCUGACCGGGUUCCAUAUUGUGCUUGUGGCACGGGGUCGCACCACAAAUGAACAGGUGACAGGGAAGUUUCGUGGAGGCGUUAAUCCCUUCACUAAUGGCUGCGUGAGGAAUAUUUCACAUGUACUUUGCAGCUCACUGGCACCUAGAUACACGGGCCGUUCCCGGAAGCCUCAGAAAGUGGAAAUACAGCCUCCCUUCCUCAGGCCGGCUCUCACCGAGGCCCAGCUGGAAGCCAAGGUGCUGGACAACGGCAUUCAGAAUGACCGACACAGCACAAGAUCAAAGAGCAGUUUAGACCAGAUGGAGAGCCAGUCGGCAGACACGGAGCCUCCGCCGCCGCCUCCCCCGAAGCCAGAACUUCGCUACCCGGGGCUGCCUCGCGCCGACACUGAAGAAAGCAGCCUGUUGACAGAAGGUGUGCCCACACAGUCCAUGUACAAGUACAGGCCCGCGUACAACAGCCCAGGAAGAAACCACAGUGCCCACACACACGCUGGCAAGGUGAUCCGCGGCGAGAGUCUGGACUCCCCGUCUCCCUCCAUCCUCCACUCCAGCCGCCAUCCCAGCUACCGCUCAGAGCCCAGCAAAUUGGACGGGACCGCGGUGGUGGUGGGGGGCGGCGCGGGGGCGUUCAGAGGGGGAGGGGAGAGGGGCGAGGGCCCCGGGGGUUCAGGCAGGACCGUGGGCGGUGUGUCGGGUUACUCCCUGACCGCCCGCUCCCACACCUCUUACCCGUCCUCUCUGGUUCUUUCCGCCGGCGGCUCCUACUCCUCCAGCCUGCGCUCGGCCCACAUGGCGCACAACCCCCUGGCCACCCUCCAAUCAGAAGGCACCACGGACACCAGCUACAAGAGCCUGGCCAAUCAGACCCCUCGCAACGGCAGCCUCUCCUACGACAGCCUGCUGACGCCGUCCGACAGCCCGGAGUUUGAGUCUGCGGCCCACGAGCUGUCGCCCCAGAAGCCCCGCGCCCCGCUGCCGGCGCUGGUCCGAGGCCAGCCCGACGCGGCGCCCCCCGGCUCGCCGCUGCAGGGCUACACCUCCCCCUUCCUCUCGGCUCAGAUCGCCCAGCAGAGGGAGGGCCAUCUGCUCCAGGGUUCUGCCACUUUCUCCUCCCCCCACAGGGCCUACCUGCGCGCCGUCAGCCCGCCCCCCACCUCCGGCCUCCCGGAGACCCAGCACCUGCUCCAGCAUAACCACGACUCCACCUCCAGGGCCCCCCGUAACUCUGUGCCGUCGCCCUCCUCGCCUCCCAUCUCGCCGCCCCCGCGCGGCCUCUCCCUGGGCAAGUCCCAGUCAUACACCGGGGAGGCGGGGCCUCAGCACAAGCCUCGGGUGGCAGCGGCGCUGGGAGGGGGAGGAGCCGGAGGAGGGCUUCAGGCUCCACAGAUGUCCUCUCGCACAAUCUUGGCCAAUCACACGUCAUCUAAGCCCGGAGGCGGAGUGAAGAAGGUGACGGGCGUGGGAGGGACCACUUAUGAGAUAUCGGUUUGAUUGACAGGCCCCGGACAGCUGGAUAUUACAGACCUGACAUCCUGGUACCGCUCCUUGGUUUCCCCAAAGACAAGUCCGACUCUCGGACGCUGGUUUCCUUUCCCUCGAGACACUUUUGCAGACGGGUUGCUCACAGAUGUUGUUUUGGGGACCGGAGUAUUCUCCGUGGAUGUCACGUUUGAAGGUGUGGACCAAGGAAGACCGACCUGUUCUACGGACCACACUACUUGUCCAGAGAAGCAAAGACACGGUAUUCUUUUAGUUUUAUAAGUUUUGAAAUAUUCUUUUAUAUCAAUGUCAACUCUUACAGAUUAUUAUCGGGUCCUGUCAGGUAUCAAUGAGGGUGGAAAAUGUGUAUCAUUGUUUUUUUUUGUAUGGUUAAUCGCCUGUUUAUAAUUGACGGCUGCAUCAGCCACUCCUGAGCUCUGGCGGGAAAUCCUCCAAAAGACGUGGCAAAGAAUGCUUUUAUUUUCCUAAAAGCCAGAGAUGAAUGGACAAGCGGAAGAAGGUGUGUAGUGGGAAAGUGUUGGAGGCGUUAUGCAAACUCACUCGUGUAGCUUUAAGAUCCGUCUUUGUUGUUUUGAUGAUCGCAGAAGCUUUUUAAUUAGUGUCAGCGAGGGAUGGGCUUAUUUAUUCUACCUUUCAUACAAGACAAAGAAAAGUAGAUCCGAGGAAACAUUUCAAAGCACUCUUUUGUUUUGUUUUCAAGGUUUGGAAUUUCUAACGAGCUCCUUGUGAUUAUCGAUGUUUUAGUGACAGGUUUGUAACGCCGGUCCUGAUUUAUGUUUGCCUCCUUUCCAGCAUUUAGUGCACACGUUUGCUUUUUGCUUCUAUUGUUUUUUCCACUUUCCUGGCAUAUUGUGUACAGUAGGUCUGAUUUUCACAUGAAGUGGUAAAAGGUACAAGUGACUUUAUUUGAAACCCACAGCCAUGUUACGCAGGGAAGGACAAAACACUCGCGAGUUCGUGUUCCAAUUGAGCCUCGCACUAAAUUCCACUUUUGCCUCAAACCAGGGGUGUCAAACUCAUUUUCAUUGAGGGCCGCUUUUUUUAAAUUAAUUCACAUUACGCAUGCGGGUAAUAACCUGUGAUCAAUCACGAUUAAUCAAAAUUCGUAUGGCAUUUAUUACAUUUUUUUAAAAUCUAUAACUUUUUAUGUAUAACUUGCUUUAAAAUCAUGAUACAUUUACAUCAUGCAUGUGGGGAAUAACCUGUGAUUAAUCAUGAUUAAUCAAAAUGCAUAUUGAUUGAUUGAUUGAUACUUUUAUUAGUAGAUUGCACAGUACAGUACAUAUUCCGUACAAUUGACCACUAAAUUGUAACACCCGAAUAAGUUUUUCAACUUGUUUAAGUCGGGGUACACGUUAAUCAAUUCAUGGUAAUAAAUAUGCAUUUAUUAGAUUUUUUUUUACUGUAUAACUUGCUUUAUAAUCAUAAUUUACAUUAUGUAUGCAGGUAAUAACCUGUGAUUAAUCAUGAUUAAUAGAAAUGCAUAUUGUAUUUAUUAGAUAUGUGUAACUUGCUUAAAAAUCAUAAUAAAUUUACAUUAUGCAUGCGGGUAAUAACCUGUGAGUAAUCAUGAUUAAUUGAAAUGCAUAUGUAUUUUAUAGAUUAUUUUUUAAUGUAUAACUAGCUUUAGAAUCAUAAGUUUACAUUAUGCAAGCGGGCAAUAACCUGUGAUUAAUCAUGAUUAAUCAAAAUGCAUAUUGCAUUUUAUAGAUUUUUUUUAAAUGUAUAACUUUCUUUAAAAUUAUAAUAAAUUUACAUUAUGCAUGCGGGUAAUAACCUGUGAUUAAUCAUGAUUAAUCAAAAUGCAUAUUGAAUUUAUUAGAUUUUUUUAUGUAUAACUUUCUGUAAAAUCAUUAUACAUUUACAUUAUGCAUGCCUGUGAUUAAUCAUGAUUAUAAUGCAUAUUGCAUUUAUUAGAUUUUUUUUAUGUUUAACUUUCUUUAAAAUCAUAAUAAAUUUACAUUAUGCAUGCGGGUAAUAACCUGUGAUUAAUCAUGAUUAAUUGAGUUGCACAUCCAUUUGCUUUUGGCUGUUAAAACUCUCAAAAACGGUUAAAUACAUGUAGCGCUGAAUUUGACCAUAAAUCCAUGUGCAUGUCGAUUAAUCAUGAUUAAUAGAUUAAUCAUGAUUAAUCGACUAAUCAUGAUUAAUCGAAAUGCAUAUUGAUUUAUUACUUUUUUAUGUAUAACUUACUUAUAAUCAUAAUAAAUUUACAUUAUGCAUGCAGGUAACAACCUGUAAUUAUGAUUAAUUGAGUUGCACAUCCAUUUGCUUUUGGUUGUUAAAACUCUCAAAACCGGUUAAAUACAUGUACCGCUGAAUUUGACCAUAAAUCCAUAUGCAUGUCGAUUAGUCAUGAUUAAUCGAAAUGCAUAUUGAUUUAUUAUAUUUUUUUAAUGUAUAACUUACUUUAAAAUCAUAUUAAAUUUGCAUUAUGCAUGCGGGUAAUAACCUGUGAUAGAUCAUGAUUAAUCAAAAUGCAUAUUGCAUUUAUUAGAUUUUUUUUAUGUCUAACUUUCUUUAAAAUCGUAAUUUGCAUUACGCUUGUGAGUAAAUACCUGUGAUUAAUCAUGAUAAAUCGAAAUGCAUAUGCAUUUUAGAUUUUUUUUAAAUGUAUAACUUGCUUUAAAAUCAUAAAGGUGACAAGCAGAUAUUUGUUUUUAUUUCCAUAAAUCGAAUAAAUCCAUAUACAUUUCGAUUAAUCAUGAUUAAUCGAAAUGCAUAUGGAUUUACUAGAUUUUUUUUUAUGUAUAACUUGCUUUAAAAAUCAUAAUAAAUGUACACAAUGCAUGCCUGUGAUUAAUCAUGAUUACGAUGCAUAUUGCAUUUAUUAGAUUUUUUUUAUGUUUAACUUGCUUUAAAAUCAUAAAAAAUUUACAUUAUGCAUGCAGGUAAUAACAUGUGAUUAAUCAUGAUUAAUCGAAAUGCACAUCCUUUUGCUUUUGGCUGUUUUAACUCUCAAAACCGGUUAAAAUACAUGUAGCAAAGAAUUUGUCCAUUAAUCCAUAUGCAUUUCGAUUAAUUGUGAUUAAUCCACUAAUCAUGAUUAAUCUAAAUACAUGUUGUUUUAUUAUAUUUGUUUUAUGUAUAACUUGUGUUAAAAGCAUACUAAAUUUACAUUAUGCAUGCGGGUAAUAACGUGAUUAAUCAUGAUUAAUAGAAAUGCAUAUGCAUUUAUAAAAAAAUUUUGUCUAACUUUUUUAAAAAUCAUAACAAAUGUAUAUUAUGUAUGCGGGUAAUAACCUGUGAUUAAUCAUGAUUAAUUGAAAUGCACUACAAUUUGCUUUUGGCUGUUAAAACUCUCAAAACUGGUUAAAUACAUGUAGCGCUGAGUUUGACCAUAAAUCCAUAUGCAUGUCGAUUAAUCAUGAUUCAUUGAAAUGCAUAGAAUAGAUUUUUUGAUGUAUAACUUGCUUUAAAAUCAUCAAUUUACAAUAUGCACGCGGGCAAUAACGUGUGAUUAAUCACGAUUAAUCGAAAUGCACAUUGCAUUUAUUAGAUUUUUUUAAUGUGUAGAUAGAUAGAUAGUACUUUAUUGAUUCCUUCAGGAGAGUUCCUUCAGGAAAAUUAAAAAAACUUUCUUUAAAAUCAUAACAAAUUAACAUAAUGCAUGCCUGUGAUUAAUCAUGAUUAAUCGAAUACAUAUUGCAUUAGAUUUUUUUAAUUGAUAACUUUAUGUAAAAUCAUAAUACAUUUACAUUCUGCAUGCCUGUGAUUAAUCAUGAUUAAUCGAAUACAUAUUGCAUUAGAUUUUUUAAUGUAUAACUUUAUGUAAAAUCAUAAUACAUUUACAUUAUGCAUUCAUGUGAUUAAUCAUGAGUAUAAUGCAUAUUGCAUUUAUUAGAUUUUUUUAUGUUUAACUUUCUUUAAAAUUAUAAUAAAUUUACAUUAUGCAUGCGGGUAAUAACCUGUGAUUAAUCAUGAUUAAUUGAGUUGCACAUCCAUUUGCUUUUGGCUGUUAAAACCGGUUAAAUACAUGUAGCGCUAAAUUUGACCAUAAAUCCAUAUGCAUUUCGAUUAAUCAUGAUUCAUUGAAAUGCAUAUGCAUAGAAUAAAUUUUUUUAUGGAUUACUUGCUUUAUAAUCAUCAAUUUACAUUAUGCACGCGGACAAUAACGUGUGAUUAAUCAUGAUUAAUCAAAAUGCAUAUUGCAUUUAUUAGGUUUUUUUAAUGUAUAACUUUCUUUAAAAUCAUAAAUUUACAUUGUGCAUGCCUGUGAUUAAUCAUGAUUACAAUGCAUAUUGCAUUUAUAUUUAUUUUAUGUUUAACUUUCUUUAAAAUAAUAAAUUUACAAUAUGCAUGUGGGUAGUAACCUGUGAUUAAUCAUGAGUAAGCGAAUACAUAUUGCAUUAGAUUUUUUUAUGUAUAACUUUCUGUAAAAUCAUAAUACAUUUACAUUAUGCAUGCCUGUGAUUAAUCAUGAUUAUAAUGCAUAUUGCAGUUAUUAGAUUUUUUUUAUGUUUAACUUUCUUUAAAAUUAUAAUACAUUUACAUUAUGCAUGCGGGUAAUAACCUGUGAUUAAUUAUGAUUAAUUGAGAUGCACAUCCAUUUACCUUUGGCUGUUAAAUCUCUCAAAACCGGUUAAAUACAUGUAGCGCUGAAUUGACCAUAAAUCCAUAUGCAUGUCGACUAAUCAUGAUCAAUCGAAAUGCAUAUUGAUUUAUUAUAUUUUUUAAAUGUGUAACUUGCUUUAACAUCAUAAUACAUUUACAUUAUGCAUGCGGGUAUCAACCUGUGAUUGAUCAUGAUUAAUCAUAAUGCAUUUUUUACAUUAUUUUAUAUAUAACUUUCUUUAAAAUUAUAAUUUGCAUUGCGCUUGUGAGUAAUAACCUGUGAUUGAUUGAAAUGCAAAUGCAUUUUAGAUUUUUUUUAAUGUAUAACUUGCUUUUUAUGUAUAACUUGCUUUAAAAUCAUGAUACAUUUACAUCAUGCAUGUGGGGAAUAACCUAUGAUUAAUCACGAUUCAUUGAAAUGCACAUCCGUUUGCUUUUUGGCUGUAUAAACUCUUAAAACCGGUUAAAUACAUGUAGCGCUGAAUUUGACCAUAAAUCCAUAUGCAUUUCGAUUAAUCAUGAUUAAUUGGCUAAUCGUGAAUAAUCGAAAUCCAUAUUGAUUUAUUACAUUUUUCAAUGUAUAACUUGCUUUGAAAUCAUAAUAAAUUUACAUUAUGCAUGCGGGUAAUAACCUAUGAUUAAUCAUGAUUAAUUGAGUUGCACAUCCGUUUGCUUUUGGCUGUUAAAACUCAAAACCGGUUAAAUACAUGUAGCGCUGAAUUUGACUAUGAAUCCAUAUGCAUUUCGAUUAAUCAUGAUUAAUCGGCUAAUCGUGAUUAAUCGAAAUCCAUAUUGAUUUAUUACAUUUUUUUUCUUUAUGUUUAACUUGCUUUAAAAUCAUAAUAAAUUUACAUUAUGCAUGCGGGUAUCAACCAGUGAUUGAUCAUGAUUAAUCGAAAAGCAUAUUGCAUUUAUUAAAUUUUUUUUCAUGUCUAACUUUCUUUAAAAUUAUCAUUUGCAUUGCGCUUGUGAAUAAUAACCUGUGAUUGAUUGAAAUGCAUAUGCAUUUUAGAUUUUUUUUAAUGUAUAACUUGCUUUAAAAUCAUGAUACAUUUACAUCAUGCAUGUGGGGAAUAACCUAUUAAUCAAUCACGAUUAAUUGAAAUGCACAUCCGUUUGCUUUUUGGCUGUUAAAACUCUCAAAACUGGUUAAAUAAAUGUAGCGCUGAAUUUGACCAUAAAUCCAUAUGCAUUUCGACUAAUCAUGAUUAAUCGGCUAAUCGUGAUUAAUAGAAAUCCAUAUUGAUUUAUUAAUUUUUUUUAUUUUUUAUGUAUAUUUUGCUUUAAAAUCAUAAAUUUACAUUAUGCAUGCAGGGAAUAACCUGUGAUUAAUCACGAUUAAUUGAGUUGCACAUCCGUUUGCUUUUGGCUGUUAAAACUCUCAAAACCGGUUAAAUACAUGUAGCGCUGAAUUUGAUCAUAAAUCCAUCUGCAUGUCGAUUAAUCGACUAAUCAUCAAUCAAAAUGCAUAUUGAUUUAUCAUAUUUUUUAAAUGUAUAACUUGCUUUAAAAUCAGAAUAAAUUUACAUUAUGCAUGCGGGUAAUCUGUGAUUGAUCAUGAUGAAUCGAAAUGCAUAUUGCAUUUAUUACAUUUUUUUAUGUAUAAUUUUCUUUAAAAUUAUAAUUUGCAUUGCGCUUGUGAGUAAUAACCUGUGAUUGAUCGAAAUGCAUAUGCAUUUUAGUUUUUUUUUUAAUGUAUAACUUGCUUUAAAAUCAUAAAUAAAGGUGAUAAGCAGAUAUUUGUUUUUUUAUGUCCAAAAAUAGUUUUGCAGUACAGCACAUAAUAAUUGGCAUGAUCAGAUAAUAUUAAAGUUUGAAAUAUGCGUUUUUUUCUGUCAAAAUUGAAAGUUUAAAAAAAAAGAAGUAUUUUAUUGAAACCCGUUUUUAAAAGGUUUUCGUGGGCCACAUAGACUGGAGUUUGACACCUGUGCUUUGAAGGAAUGGAAGUAUAGAAAGAAGGCUUUGUCUUCAUCAUGCAUGUGAUUCCUGCUGUGCGAGACUAAAAAUAAAAACAAAAAAAGAGCCCAAAGAUGGAGUGGGCGCUCCAAGUUCUAACAUCCAACAAGAAGUCACAUGACGCGGACUAAGAAACCAACCUGUCUUUGCUAAAAGUGUGCAAGAAUAAAUAUUGCUCAACGCGGGAUCGGAACGCGAUUCACAAAAAGAUCUGUACCGAGAAUAUUUAAGACGUUUCCGAUAUGGCCUUAUAAAGAAUUUUUUUGAAGAUGUCUUCUCAGAAUAAAAAGGUCAAACAAAA